AUGUCAUCACAGAAAACUUGUAAAAAGAUUGACGAUAGUUGUAACGAAAUGAAUGUGUUGUUAGAGCCUUGUUUUUUCAAAAUUGAUUUUACAAGACCAACUUUUGGAGAUAAAUGGGGUUUAGAUACGUGGCAAAUUCCCAAAUGUAUGUGUAGUCAAGAUUUUUAUAAUAAUCUUGUUUCUUGUGGAAAAUCGUGUGAUCAAGCUAUUGACGAACCAUCAAAAUUUGAAUCCGAUUGUAGAAUUGGCAAUCACCCAAUACAACUCGAAAAAGGAGGAAAAACAAAUGAAACGCCGCAAAAGAACGAUACAAAUGCAAACCAAAUUCCCACAUCAAAUAAUAGUACAUCAAAUUCGAAUUCGAAUUCAUCGCCUCUAAGUUUAGUUGCAACGAUUGGAACUGUAGUAGGAGGUUUAACAGGAAUUGUGGGAUUAAUUACCGCACUUAUUAAACUUAGAAAGAAACUUAAAGAAAGAAAUAAUAACAAUAACAAUGUCAUUUAA
This is a messenger RNA of Funneliformis geosporum, 504 nucleotides long. The record is from the annotation of a GenBank genome assembly. NCBI's taxonomy places the organism in Eukaryota, Fungi, Glomeromycota, Glomeromycetes, Glomerales, Glomeraceae.